GUUUAAAGCCUUAAAAAGUCUGUUGUUUUCAGAACGUUAGUUUAUAUUUAAUAUUACUUUCCCGCUACAUACGUCAACUCCAGUUAAGAACGAAAACAUGGAUUCUUCCGGAGCUGUUACUGUCAGCAGAAGUUUUGAGCAAAAAACAACAAUCGAAAAAAGUGGAAAAUUUGAACGUACUGCUGACUUAUCAGAUUACAGAUACAGCGGCGGUGCCAAGGCAGGCACUUCGAGCUACCAACUACGCUAUGGUGGGAACCGCUUUGUUGGCGCACGGAGAAGCUAUGGGGGUCGUUCUUCAGGAGUGAUUGAAGCGCCAAUUACUCGAGUAACCGUUAGUGAUGGUUUGGAGCUUACUCCGUCACUGAUGACGUCACGAUCCGAAGAAAAAGCAGAGCUAGGUUCAUUAAAUGAUCGUUUCGUUUCUUACAUCGAUAAAGUUCGGAGUCUCACUGCAGUAAACCGGACACUGGAAAUUAAAAUUAAACAGCUUGAAGCAAACAGAGUUGUCCCGAGUAGAUCCGGUCAACUAUACGAAGCCCAACUACAUAAACUACAGCGGGAGUUGGAAAAGGCCGUCGUAGAAAAAACAAGAAUCGAAAUUGAGCUCGAAAAUUGUUACAGGGAAUUGGACGCAAUCAGACUUAAAUUGGAACGAGAAGAAGAAGAUCGAAAAUUCGCGGAGGAAGAAUCGGCAUCACUGCGCAAGGAUGUAGAUCAGGCAACACUGGCAAGAACUGAGUUGGAAACGAAGGUGGAAUCACUGCAAGAGGAACUGGACCUAGUGCGAAGAUCAACGGAUGAGGACAUCCGAGUUUUAACCGAGCAGCUCUCUAGCACCACCGUGUAUUCGGAAAAUGUUGACGAACCGACAACUGAUCUUUCGGAAUCUUUGAAGGACGUCCGUGCAGCUUAUGAACGUCUUACACAGAAGAAUAAGAUCGAAAUAGAGGGAUAUUAUAAAACUAAGAUUUCUGAUUUGCAAAAUCAACUAAAAGAAGAAGCUGGAACAAACAAAUCUUCUAAAACAGAGGUUCUUGAAUUGAGGCGACAACUGCAGAGCGUCACAAAUGAGUUAGAGUCAACAGCAAAUAAUAACUCUGCCAUCGAGACUCAAUUACAAGAGCUGGAUAUUCGUUACCACAACGAGGUCGCCGGAUAUCAACAAAAGCUCAUGGACAUGGAAGCAGAAUUGUCAUUGACACGUGAUCGCGUGGCGAGACAACUGGUCGAUUACAAUGAGUUGCUGAAUAUAAAACUUUCGCUAGAUUUCGAAAUCAAAACUUACAGGAAACUUUUGGAAGGCGAGGAGAAUAGAAUCAACGUCAGUUCGUCGUCCGUGAACUACAACGGUGAAUUAUCUACUGAAGGUGACGUCAUCAGCAAGGUGGUCACCGUGGAGGAGCGAAAAGUUGUGAUUCGGAAAGAGAGUGAAAACGACGAAAAGAACUCUUCCAGCAGCUCGUCGUCGUCUUCAUCGGAGUCGGAGAGUGAGAUCUAAUGACGUCACGAGGGGUGACGACAUAGGGUGAACCUGUACUGCACAAAAAUUCAACCUAAAUUUGUUAAAAAAUUGCCAGUAAAUCAUUUUCAGAUUAAAAAUUUCUGGCAUCAACAGCAUAUUUGUAAAAAAAUGUAUUGUUUUGAAAAGCAUGGUAAAUUUGUAUAGAUUUUGUAAAAUUGGUUAAACGAAUUCGGGAAAAUCUGUUGUUUCGCUUCGCGCUUAGUGUUUUCGCUUAAUUUGUAAUUUAACCGCAAACCAUGGCAGAAUAUUAGCUUACUGCAAUUUAAGGCUUUGCCGCAUACGAUGUAUAACCAUUAUCGCUAUUAACUAAAAUCAAUGUAACCUUUGAAAAAAGAAAAAUAUUGUGAUUU
Messenger RNA from Ciona intestinalis (vase tunicate), 1875 nucleotides. The record is from RefSeq and is a predicted model, not a curated record. Lineage: Eukaryota; Metazoa; Chordata; Ascidiacea; Phlebobranchia; Cionidae.